Triticum dicoccoides is the source of this 360-nucleotide messenger RNA. Its product is annotated as choline-phosphate cytidylyltransferase 2-like. The record is from RefSeq and is a predicted model, not a curated record. Gene Ontology annotation, biological process: CDP-choline pathway. The coding region runs from base 1 to 360 and encodes 119 amino acids. NCBI's taxonomy places the organism in Eukaryota, Viridiplantae, Streptophyta, Magnoliopsida, Poales, Poaceae. The transcript is spliced from 5 exons. Gene Ontology annotation, molecular function: phosphatidylcholine binding; choline-phosphate cytidylyltransferase activity.
AUGGCCGUGCUUGAAUUGUGGCCUCAUCGCUCUGAAAAGGAAACCGUUGCAUUUUGCGGCUCCGUUUCCACGUGGGUGUACGCCGACGGCAUCUACGAUCUCUUCCACUUCGGCCAUGCUCGCGCGCUCGAACGGGCCAAGAAAUCAUUCCCCAACACCUAUUUGCUGGUGGGCUGCUGCAGCGACGAGGUCACGCAGUGGUACAAGGGCAAGACAGUCAUGACCGAGGAGGAGCGCUACGAAUCGCUUCGCCAUUGCAAGUGGGUCGACCAAGUCAUACCUGAUGCUCCCUGGAUUAUCAACCAGGAGCUCCUCGACAAGCACCGUAUCGACUACGUCGCGCACGACACGCUUCCAUAG